Lodderomyces orthopsilosis Co 90-125 is the source of this 1185-nucleotide messenger RNA. RefSeq lists its product as uncharacterized. The record is from RefSeq and is a predicted model, not a curated record. The transcript has a single exon. Bases 1 to 1185 code for a protein of 394 amino acids. Lineage: Eukaryota; Fungi; Ascomycota; Pichiomycetes; Serinales; Debaryomycetaceae.
AUGAGCAAGGCCAAUAUGGAUUCACAAGAUUUGCCAUCCGAACUGAAAGCGUCACCGGAACAGAUACAAUCUCCCGAAGAGGCUAUACGAAAGAAGUUAGAAUCACUACCCCACGAGCAGUUGAAGAAACUAAUAAAUGAUCAGCUAGAUUUGGAAAUUAGACUCAAACACAAGGAAUUGAAUAUGGCAGAUAAUGAACUUAGCAAAACUGAAUCACAGAUGUUGGUACUACGAAAGUUUCUAGAUAUUCCAAAUAAUGACACUUCCAAUACCAACAACUUGACAGUGAAGUAUUAUGAUUUAUUAAACAGGUCAUUAAAUGCAACAUACGAAAGAUUCAAGGAAAAUCCUACGACAGGCAUAUCAUCAGGACCACUCUCAAAUGCUGAUGCAUUGAAUCCACCACCUGGCCACUCAUACAGAACAAGAUCCACUACAUCAUCAUUACGUCCAUCUACGACAUCAGUGCAACGAAAUCCAAAUUUGGGAUGCUUAUAUCGCAGGUCGGAUGGAGUAGUUGUACGAUUGACAUGUCCUGAUUGCCUUCGUAAUAACUUUUCAUCAGCGCAGGGAUUUCUAAAUCACAGCAGGAUUGCUCAUUCAAAAGAAUAUACAUCACAAGAUACCGCUGCAAUCAAAUGUGGUGAAGUUUUACCCGACAUACCACAAGACGCAGUUGGACAAAAAAGUAUAAAGCUAUUACAAGAAAAGGGGUUGGAGCCUUCAAAGCAUUUGAAUGUGAGUGAAUUCUUGUUUGCGGAUGUACUGUCGACACCUACACCCCAGGCGGAGAUUCUUCAGAACUUUGAGUUUCCAAAAAAGGGUGAGAAGGAAGUAGAGAAUAAACUUUCUGCGUCAGACACCCUGAAUGAGCUUAUGAGGAAAUUGGUCAAGGAAGGCAAGAUGGACCUUUCCGAAUACGAAAAGUUGGUUUCAGAAACCCGCAAGCCAGUCAAUAAUGCACAUUUGUUCGAAGAUGAAGUUGAGAGCAAUGAAAGCGAAUCCCCAAUUAGCGAAAUUCCAAGCGCAUCAUCAUUGGUGAGCCUAGGAGAAAGAAAGAGACGACAAUCAAGGGGAGGCAUCAACAUUGCCGUUUUGAAUACUGAGACAGCAGAAGCCACAAGUGGCGAGCCAGGGACAAGUUCAAAUGAUGAAGAACAGGUUAAGAAAAAAGCUCGUAUUUAG